UAUGGGAAAACGGAAAAACUGAUAUGCUUAUGGAAAUUUUUACAGAAGGAAAAAGAUCUUGAAUUGGCUGCUAAAAUUGGGCAAUCACUUCUCGAACAAAAUCGCGAAUUACAAGAUCGGAAUGAUUUUCUAGAAGAAUCAUUAAAUGCAAGUAAUGAAGCUAUUGUUCAAUUACGACAUGAACUUCAAAUGCGAAUCAAUUUGUUACAUGUUUAUGCCGAUUAUGAAGAUGAUCUUGAUUCACCUAUAUCGAGCCUUCAGCAACGGGUAAAAAAACUUGAAGAGGAAAACACAAAUUUGAAAUUAGAGGUUUAA
Messenger RNA from Dracunculus medinensis (Guinea worm), 315 nucleotides. NCBI's taxonomy places the organism in Eukaryota, Metazoa, Nematoda, Chromadorea, Rhabditida, Dracunculidae. The record is from the annotation of a GenBank genome assembly.